Fusarium odoratissimum NRRL 54006 is the source of this 3897-nucleotide messenger RNA. Its product is annotated as endonuclease III. Gene Ontology annotation, molecular function: DNA-(apurinic or apyrimidinic site) endonuclease activity; DNA binding; oxidized pyrimidine nucleobase lesion DNA N-glycosylase activity. The record is from RefSeq and is a predicted model, not a curated record. Lineage: Eukaryota; Fungi; Ascomycota; Sordariomycetes; Hypocreales; Nectriaceae. Gene Ontology annotation, cellular component: nucleus. The transcript has 4 exons. Gene Ontology annotation, biological process: nucleotide-excision repair; base-excision repair, AP site formation; base-excision repair. The coding region runs from base 335 to 1522 and encodes 395 amino acids.
CAGCUACCUAGGAAUCUGCUUUCAGAUAAUUGAAGCUCUUGCAAAUCCUCUGCCACACUGUAUUUUUGAGACCCAAAGCCUCGGGUACUAUAUGGAGCUCCGUAAGAUGCAAGUAAAGAGAUUUCCUUUAGAUAUUAUUUGCGUUCCAAGCGUGUUUUUAGAAAGCAUCACCCUAGACUACCUAUAAUAUGGGGUAUCUCCACUAACACUGGAGGUGGGGACAGUUUUUGCAAUCCUUUUGAUUUCAUUUGUCUACCUAUGAAAAGGGGUCCAUGAUAAGUCGCGACUUAGAUCAAUCUACAAUUACCAAACGAAAACAUACGAAACAAACAAAAUGCGCUCAUCACGAAUAUCAAGAGACGCUUCGAAACUAUUCGAUCGUACGGCUGAGCCUAUUUCACCACCAAGACGAUUGACAAGGUCUGCGCUGGCCAAAUUCGCCUUUACCUCAACAGAAGAGUCCAAACCCACGCUCGCCGAUAUCGAAGACAGUGGAGGUCCUGCUCGUAAACGAAGGCGUGUCGUAGUGACCAAGACCGAAAUUUCGACAUCCGCUCAAGGCGUAAAGCCCGAAGUGGUCGACGAAGCACUCGAUGAUAUUCCAUCACCCCCAGCAAAAGUGCGACGGGUUCGUAAGCCCGCUCGCAAAGCCUUCGAUGCAACAACUGGCGAAACAAAGAUGGAACCUCCCUCAGAUUGGGAGGCUGUUUAUGAUACUGUGAGGAAGAUGCGGGCACCAGGUGGGCGAGCUUACGGCGCAGCUGUUGACACUAUGGGAUGCGAACGUUUAGCGGAUCGAAACGCAUCACCAAAAGACCAAAGAUUCCACACAUUGGUGGCGCUCAUGCUGUCGAGUCAGACAAAGGACACGGUGAACGCCGUGGUUAUGAAGAAGAUGCAAACUGAGCUGCCACCUUUUGAACCCGGGGCGCCGCCAGGACUAAACCUAAAUAACAUACUGGCAAUCGACCCUAAGCUUCUGAACGAGUUCAUCUGGGCGGUUGGCUUUCACAACAACAAGACAAAGUAUAUCAAGCAAACAGCUGAGAUUCUCCGCGAUAAAUGGGAUGGCGAUAUCCCCAACACCAUCGAGGGCCUCGUGUCGCUACCGGGCGUCGGACCCAAGAUGGCCUAUCUCUGCAUGUCCGUAGCAUGGGGUAAACAUCUGGGGAUUGGUGUUGAUGUGCACGUACAUCGUAUCACAAAUCUUUGGGGUUGGCACAAAACGAAGAACCCAGAAGAGACACGAACAACACUUCAGUCAUGGCUCCCACAAGAUCGAUGGCAUGAGAUCAACCAUCUUCUGGUGGGGUUGGGACAGUCAGUAUGUCUUCCUGUCGGUCGCAAGUGCGGUGAAUGUGAUCUUGGCCUUGAAGGACUAUGCAAAGCUGCCGAUCGAGCAAAGGUGUCUGCCGGACGCCAGCUCAAAGCCGAAAAGAUAGAAUCGGAGGCUCAGAACGAUACACUGGUCAAAACGGAGGUUUCACAGAACAUUGUAAUCAAAGAAGAGGGUGUUGUAUGAUGGGCUCUCAGGUUCUCAUGACAGACGAUUAACCCCAUCCGCGGCCCCGCCCCCGGAACCAACCACCCCAUAAUAAUCCCCAGGAUCGAAUUGCCUGGAGUCGCUGGCAGAAGUCGAUUUGACCACGUGUAUGAGCGCUUAUGAAGGCUGGCAUUGAGAACUGACAGAAAAGACUGCCCUCCAGACGCAUUAAUACCCAUUGAUACCCUAUUCUACAAAGACAAAGUUAUUAGUCUCUUGACGGCGCACUUCUGUGGUCUAGCCCAGAUGGCACUAUCGUAUGCGCGGUCUACAGACGCUCACGAGAUCAGUUAUGGGCCCGAUACGAUAUCGGAGAUAAGCCGGUAAAACAAGACAGGGUCCUGGUGGUUCCCUAAAGUCGCAUUAGAGGCCAGGCUCGAGCAACACGUAAUCAAGCCAAGACGACGGAUCUUCACUCCAUUCUGAGUCAAGUAGUCAAGCAAUGUCACCGCCUCUAUAGCAGCAGUCGACUGAAACCGUCCGUUGAUCGACGUAUUCCAAGGAUUACCAAAUCUCAAUGGACACAUUUCGCUUUGUGAUUGUGAUGAAGAAAUGAAUCAAUUCAGAGCCCGCUAAAGGAGGGGACAAUGUCCCCUUAUCAUAUCCUGUACGCCAACGCACCCUCAACUAUCCGAAUAGAAAUAUACACCGGCGAAUAACGCUAUGCAUCUAAUGCAGAUGCUGUCUCGGAAUCCAAUCUCAUUACGUCGUGGCCGUCAGAAUGCGCAUUGUGGAUUUUAGGAGCGACGCCAGUCUCCAGUCCGAACCAUGAUAUAGAUAUGUAAGGUGAUGACUCUCGUUGGUCGAUUUACACACCCCGGAUAACCUGGGUUCGUUCCGACUCGAGUUGUGCAGCGUUACGCUCGUGAGACUGCUUCUUGCACUGCAUGUGGGUUAGCGGGUCCGCAACCAUGGGUUGGUAUGAGAUACCGAACUUACGUCCUCGAGACCGGUACACUUGUGGUCUUCUAGUAGGCGGUGCUUGCCGCAGAAAUGACCUUGGCAAAAGGUGCAGUCGCCGACGAUGCGUUGAGCGGGCUCACGGCACGAAGCAGCGGUGCAGCGAAUUCGCUUAGGAGGCAUGGCGUUGUUUGUUUUGUUGAAUUUAUGGAAAAAGUAGACCUCUGAGAGAUGAACUGAACACGUUCUUGAGUCGGUGAGAGUUUAUGUUGGAAGCGGUAAGAAGUUGAACCAAGAAAGGUGGUCUUUCUAGGAAAUCGGAUGCAGCGACGGCGUUUCGAGAAAUCCGUGGAAAGUAAGAACCAAAUCAGAGAUUCAUUCACACAACGACAGUGACAGAAGAUGAACCGAUCAAAACAAAACAGAAGCUGGCGGUGGAAAACGAAUCUGGUCGGGGCUUUAUAAAGAGCGGCGAGGCGAGGCGAGGCAAGGCGGCUGAUGAAUGAAUCAUGCCUUGGUGGAGCCAGCGGCUGGUCAGUUCGCCUCCAGCUCAUCGCUCUCACCACAUUCAGGCCGCGGCCAUGGGCAGGGGGGAGGUGUGUAAGUUUGGUUGUUUACCUUGUUGAGUCCCAUCGUUAAAGAAGCUGUUGUCACACAGUAUGAAAUGCAUAGUCUAGUUUGUCCAUCCAUGCUCAGAUACAGGGACCAAAGCUUGCUUAUUACAGUAGCAAUGAACAACGUUGACCAGCUCGCCGUUUGUUUACACAUGCAAUGCAUAUGCACAAGCACCGUCAAAGUUUGCUCUGCGAUUUCCAAUUUGAUAGGCAAUUGGAAGCACAAUGACAAAGACACAACUGCAGAAGCCCGUGGAAACGCACCCCCCUCCAUGUCUCUCCCGUUUUUGGCUUACUGAUUAAGGGACACCCAUUGAAUUCGAUGGGCCACUUUUACCCGCAGAGGCGCUGGGUUUUGGGGGAACUGGAAUGACCAAGCCGGACCCGUCUCUCUAAAUCAACAGCGAGAAAAAGGGUUCUUGUUCGUUCACCGCGAGGCUCCGAAAGCGGGCGGUGGAGGCAAUAGAAUUGGGCGGGGCUGGCCGUGAUUGUGCUGAACUGAACUGAACUGGACCGAACUGAGACUUGGAAAAAGGGUCCGGAGAGCGAGAGAUGUGACGUCGAUCAGGUGGCCUAGUGAACUUGGCCUGUCCCGUCUUUUCAACCCGAGGCACAUGGAAACACAAUUGAGGCCGACGAUGGCGGCAGAUGGGGGAGUGAGUAACUCUCAACCCAGGCUCUUUCAGUCUUAUUGCAGCCGUGUCGUUGCGUUGCUUUUGUUACACUGAUGAGAUAUUCUAAGCAGAGUGCCAAUGGCUUCAUCUGAUGCACUGCUGCUGCAUCUGCAUUGCUACAAUGCUCAUCGCAGUUGCUGGGUGGUCCCCUUGUUUUUCGAGCCUG